Sclerotinia sclerotiorum 1980 UF-70 is the source of this 906-nucleotide messenger RNA. RefSeq lists its product as hypothetical. Gene Ontology annotation, cellular component: intracellular anatomical structure. The record is from RefSeq and is a predicted model, not a curated record. The coding region runs from base 1 to 906 and encodes 301 amino acids. Lineage: Eukaryota; Fungi; Ascomycota; Leotiomycetes; Helotiales; Sclerotiniaceae. The transcript is spliced from 5 exons. Gene Ontology annotation, molecular function: oxidoreductase activity, acting on NAD(P)H, oxygen as acceptor.
AUGGAAGGUAGUGACUAUGAUCGAAAUGCCUUAGUCAAUCGGACAUUACCUCAGAUGCAACUGGCAAGCAGCUCGAGCAAAUCACCAUUCACUUCUCUUGAUACCAAAUAUAAUCUACCAAGCUUGAACCCUGCUACCGAAAGAUUUGCGGUCAAUGGAAAUGCCAUCAUCAGUGGAGGAGCAGGGACUUUAGCUUUACAAGGAACUCGUGCCCUUCUCGAGCAUGGUCUUAAUGGAGUAGCCCUAUUUGAUAUCAAUCCGAAUCCCGAAUCCCCUUCCAUAUCCUCCUUAAAAGCAGACUUUCCUGAUGCCAAAAUCUUAUUAAAGUCGGUCGACGUCACAAACACGGAAAAUGUGAAUCAAGCAGUUCAAGAGACGGCAACAGAGUUAGGAACUAUCGAUAUCUUAUGUUGCUAUGCAGGUGUUGUAGGAUGUGUACAUGCUCUCGAGAUAAGUGCGGAGGAAUGGAGACGUACUUUAGAGAUUAACACAACAGGUGCAUUUUUAUGUGCUCAGGCUGUUGCCAAGAAAAUGAUUGAUCAAAAAUCAGGUGGUUCAAUUGUUUUUAUUGCAUCUAUAUCCGCCCAUACCGUAAACUAUCCUCAGCCCCAAGUUGCCUACAACGUCUCUAAAUCCUCUUUAAUUCAUAUGAAAUCAUGUCUCGCAGCUGAGUGGUCUAGGUAUGGUAUCCGUACUAAUACUAUUUCUCCUGGAUAUAUGGAUACCGUUCUUAAUGAAGGUGCUGGAUUAGAAGAGGCCAGAAAUAUUUGGAAUUCAAGAAAUCCUAUGGGUAGGAUGGGUAGGCCAGAAGAAUUGAGCGGAGCUCUAGUACUCUUAUGCAGUAGAGCUGGGAGUUAUAUCAAUGGAAGUGAUUUCAUUGUUGAUGGAGGUCAGACAGUUUUUUAA